AUGGCUGCUAGACAAGCCUCGAUAUCAAGAAAGACAAACGAAACUCAAAUCGAGGUCUUCAUCGACCUUGAUUGCGCGCCAGGAACGCAGAAGACACAAACGAUAGAAGUAUCCACUGGUAUAGGCUUUCUAGAUCAUAUGUAUACUGCGCUAGCGAAACACGGGGGUAUGUCGCUUACGAUGAAAUGCAAAGGCGACCUUUGGAUAGAUGAUCAUCAUACUGCAGAUAAGUACCCUGCACUCAACUUCUUGACAUUACUUUGGCUAACGUUCCCCACUACACAGGACAGCGCUAUUGCACUAGGUACUGCUUUCAAGCAAGCGCUAGGGGAGAUAAAGGGUAUUCGGCGAUAUGGAACGGGUUUCGCUCCGUUAGACGAGGCUCUUUCUCGCGCAGUCAUCGACAUCUGCUCGCGACCGUACUGCGUUACCGAUCUUGGUCUCAAAAGGGAGAAAAUAGGGGACUUGUCAACUGAGAUGAUUCCUCAUAUCUUCUAUUCUUUCGCCAUCGCUUCUGGCGUGACGCUGCAUGUCGACGUCUUACGCGGUGAAAACGACCACCAUAGAUCUGAAUCAGCUUUCAAGGCGCUAGCACUCGCUAUCCGACAAGCAAUAGAACGCACAGGUGGUGACGAUGUUCCGAGUACUAAAGGUGUCUUGUAG
Molecule: messenger RNA, 663 nt
Organism: Pleurotus ostreatus (oyster mushroom)
Lineage: Eukaryota; Fungi; Basidiomycota; Agaricomycetes; Agaricales; Pleurotaceae
Gene: HIS3
Product: imidazoleglycerol-phosphate dehydratase
Exons: 4
Coding region: 1-663 (220 amino acids)
Biological process (GO): L-histidine biosynthetic process
Molecular function (GO): imidazoleglycerol-phosphate dehydratase activity
Source: RefSeq, a predicted model, not a curated record